Amoebophrya sp. A25 is the source of this 2262-nucleotide messenger RNA. The record is from the annotation of a GenBank genome assembly. NCBI's taxonomy places the organism in Eukaryota, Dinophyceae, Syndiniales, Amoebophryaceae.
AUAAUCCAUAUCAAAGCAAACCAGUUUGUCAAAUGUAAAAUCUUCGUUUAUAAUCGGUGGGCUUAGUGCAGAGAUUGAUAGAAAAUAGCUCAUUUUCUUCCGAUCUUCGUCUAUUAGUUAUCAUAGAAAUAGAAAAUAGCUCAAAUCUUUUUCCGAGAAAAUGGGUCAGUCCCAGUGUUGUGGUGAGAGCCGUGGCCAGGGCAAUGCAGGUGAGGCUGCCUUUUCCCGAUCAGAUGGCAAUGCCCCGCUGUAUACAUCGCCCACUGGUCCUGGGAGCGACAUGCGAAAAGCUAGCGAUGUGAGAAUGGUGAAAAGCAAUGAAAACAACAUGAUGUUCGGGACGAGCACGGCCAUGGGGGCGCCGAUCCAGAUGGUAGGUGAGCAAGUCGCGCGAGACAGUGCUGGCGAGGCGGUGGCGUUCAGUUCCGAACAUACCAGUGUGGUGGGAAGCGCAAUGAUGAGCUUCGGAGGACAGAUGCAAGUGAUGGAGGUUUCUAAUUUCUCUUUCGCUCCAACUGUGGUCAAAGAGCGGUAUAGCAGCAUUUCUCAAGCCGGUCCCGCGUUUGGCGUAACGGAAGGCGAGGUCGACGAUGAUUAAGGAAAGUAGUUGUACUUCUUGUAUCAUUUAUUUGCCACACACUACAGAGGACUAGACACUCUGGUGUCCUGGCGAGUGAAGUGCUGUAGCCAUAAAUCGGCGCCUAGAGGUAACCUGCUGAGUUACUUAGGGGUUCAACAACUUGCUCAUUUAGGGAAGAGUAUUGGUAUUCAUAGUUGUAUCAUCAUCCGUGUUGAAAUAUUAUUUUGAAGAAAGAAUUUGUAUUUGAAUUUCUAAGAUGUGCCAAUUUUACGGGACGAAGAGCUAGCAAACUUGUCCUUCGCGGGACAGAUGCUUCGGAGGGGCUACCUGAUGCUAACGCGCGAUGUUCUACCUGGGUCGAGGUCCUUUCUGCGGCAACAGUUCAAGGCUUACCCUCCAGCUCCGGGAACGAUUUUCACUAUCUUGAACCCAGUGCAGGUGAAAACGGUACUACUGUGCUCGUGGCUACAUUUUUUUGCUCUUGUUUCCUCGAUAAUUCCAACGAUCCAACGUGGAUGAAUUAACUAAUGUUUGUUAGUGUUAGUUUAUUUAUGAUGUAAGCAGCUCCAGCUCAAAGAUGGAUUAGUAGAAAUGACAAGGCAUAUUGUUCAUCCUAUGUUAGUCCCUCCAGUCAAUAAGUCAACUUAUAAUCGUCCCAACACGACGAACAGGUGAAGCGUUAUCUGGAGAAGAACUUCGGUAAUCAGUUUUCACGUCGCGCGAUAUCACUGAUUGUGGAUCACGUCGGUGUUUCAGAGGAUGACACGCCUGGUUCCAACGACUGCACUCAACAUUCCACUAGGCUGAUUUGCCUCGUACUCGGCGUGCUGCAGGCCAACCAAGAGGGCGCCCUGGAGGACCAGAAAGAGCAUCACGAAGAAUUGAUGAUGAGCAUGUUUCCAUUCGUCUACGGUGAGACAGAGCUCCUGGCAUCAUAUGAUGACGAAACCUUAAUCGACAUAGACAUUGAUUUCUAAUGAAAAUUAGUUUGGAUAUUGAUUUGGAGACGACUAAAUGCAUGGUAUGACAAGGAUAUAUUGAACGAGGAGUCAUGGUUUUGAACAGCCUGCUAGAAUUAGGUACAAGUUGAAGUUCCUCUAUUCGAAAACAUGAUAUCAUGAAUUGAUUGGAGCUUCCUCAUUUUGAUUAUCCUUACGAGAUAGUGUUGUAGCCAUAUUAUGUUUUUUAUGACACAGAGUCUCACCACACAGUCGGUAAAAAUGAGAAAUUUUCUUCUAAACUUUUAACUUCUGAUUGUUCUCGUCUACAUACUAGCGAAGAUAGACACAAGAAAUUGAAAUUCUGAAUCAAUUUCAAGAGCCGAUAGUUUAUGCUGUACAGAAGCCUCUACACUUGAUGCAUUCUCAACAUAAUGAAACUCAUUGAGUUUUUCCGUACAAAAUAGAAAAGUCCAGCGUAGGUGGUUAUCCAGGACAGCGAAGCGCAAGUACUUGACUCAUAAGCUCUGUGUUUAGUUUUUUCCAAGCUCGUCAUCAAUGGUUUGAUGAGUGAGCUGGUCUGGAUUUAGGUCGACAGUACUACAGUUUUUGUUAUGAGAGCAUAGACUUGGAUACCGAUAGCUUGGUAGUUGUCGUGUAUUCACGGACGCAAAGAACAAGAACACAACUAGACCGAAAAAAAGAGCAUUGUUAUAUUUGGAACAUGUGUUGAAAUAAAACAAG